This is a messenger RNA of Sinocyclocheilus grahami, 1064 nucleotides long. RefSeq names its product proteolipid protein 2-like. Gene Ontology annotation, cellular component: membrane. The coding region runs from base 172 to 627 and encodes 151 amino acids. NCBI's taxonomy places the organism in Eukaryota, Metazoa, Chordata, Actinopteri, Cypriniformes, Cyprinidae. The transcript has 5 exons. The record is from RefSeq and is a predicted model, not a curated record.
ACUCACACUUUCCAGUCCGCAUCUGCUGCUCUGACCAGACUGUGGCUCGGACACUCAGAAGCUGCGUUAGCUAUAAACGGAGCCUUUUAACAGACCGUGUUUGUGAACGUUUGCUGAUACGGACGCUAGGCUUCAUAAGAAAGCGUUAUUUCAUAGGAAAACAUCUUCAGAAUGGCAGAAACUGGGGGAAGUCCGUUUGGAGGCUGUUUGGAGAAACUGAUGAGCUUUGUGCGAACUCGGAAAGGAACCAUCCUGGCCGCUGAAAUAAUCCUCAGUUUCAUCAUCCUUAUCUGUUACGCCGCGUCUAUGUAUGGCGGGUAUUCACCGUUGGCCAUCUCCGAGAUGGUUAUUGCCAUCAUCUUCUUCGUUGUCUUCAUGAUGGAGCUGGACAAACAGUUCCUGGAGGUGAACUGGAUCUGGAGCGAUCUCAUCCGCGCUGUAGUCGGUGCAUCUCUUUAUCUCAUAACCUCUCUGAUCUGUGUGAUCAGCGGGGCUGGAGACGGGGCUCGCAUCGCUGGUGUGGUGUUUGGUCUGCUGGCUGGGAUCUUGUUUGCUUAUGAUUCCUACACGAUUUUCUUGGACAUCAAGAGAAGCAGACAGCAUACAGCUGCUCCCACAGGUCGCUGAAGGCCGUCUGCCGGAUGUUUACGACUGACAUUUGGCAUUUGAGCCAAACAGUUAUUCUGUGGCAACACUGGUAUCUCAGCGAAAGCUAUGCCGCUUCACGUGUCUGCUCUUAAUGCUGUGUAACUAAAACAACUUAACCUGACUAACUGUUCCCCGGUUAUUCAUUUUGCAUCUCCCUUUUUUGUUUUCUCUCUUUGUUUUUUAACAGAUGACACAGUUUGAACUACUUUCCUCACUACAACAUUAACAGCAACCAAAACAUGGAGAACAAGUCUAAAAAUGGCAAAAGGAGUGAAUUCCUGAGAGUUACGGUGAGAGAUGCAGACCAGAGGAAUGCAAAAGGGACGAAACAUUACACAACAAAAGAGGUUUAUGUACAAAAGGGAUGUAAAAUGAAGGAACAGAAAGCUGUCGGCAUUCAAAGAUUCAUUCCGGCA